AUGCUAUCAGAUACUCCCACUAACUUGGACAAUGUGUCCGAGAGAAGGCGCGUCCGCGAAGCAUUCAAAGAGAUUCAGCACCAGAUUGACCAUUGCCUCAUGAAGUUAAUAACAGAAGGAAAAAAAAUUGUGCAGUCUAUUGAAGUGAACAGCAGGGGACUGGAGAUAUUCUCCAAAAGCUGGCUUCCAGGGGGAAACUCUGCCACACCAAAAGCACUCGUCUUCUACUGCCACGGCUACGGCGAAACCUGCACCUUCGUCUUCGAAGGAGUCGCCAGGAAGCUAGCGCUCUCCGGGUACGGCGUAUUCGCUCUCGACUACCCGGGUUUCGGCCUCUCCCAAGGACUCCAUGGCUACAUCCCCAGCCUCGACUUGCUCACCUCCGACGUCGCCGAGCAUUUCUCCAAAGUCAGAGAUAAGCCGGAGCACCGCGGGCUCCGAAGCUACUUGUUUGGGCAGUCACUGGGAGGAGCUGUUGCCCUGAAGGUGCACCUGAAGCAGCCUAAUGAUUGGGAUGGUGCCAUUCUUGUUGCCCCUAUGGUCAAAUUUGCAGAGAACAUGGUUCCCAAUUGGAUACUGCUCAAGAUCCUAAUCGGAGUAGCUCAUCUCUUCCCCAAGCUGAAAAUAGUCCCACACCAGAACUUUGUCAAGAUGGCAUUCAGAGACCCCAAGAAGCGAGAUCUGGCAGCUUACAAUGUGAUUGCUUACAAGGACACGGCCAGGCUGUGGACGGCGCUGGAGUGCCUGCGGACAACCCAGGAGCUGGAACGUUGCUUACACAAAGUUGCUCUGCCGCUCCUGAUACUGCACGGAGAGGCCGAUGUGGUGACGGAUCCGUCGGUGAGCAAGGCAUUGUACGAGAAAGCAAGUUGCCAAGACAAGAAGCUGAGGCUUUACGGCGAUGCUUACCAUUCUCUUCUGGAAGGGGAGACCGACGAGGUCAUCUCCACGGUUGUGGGCGACAUUAUCUCUUGGCUUGAUCAUCGCCAUGCUGUAGAAUUCAGCAAACCUUAAAUAACUGUCGGCUCGUGCGUGCUACUGUGGCAUCGAGUUGCUGAUUGAUUGAUUGAUUCGUUCAAUCCCCUGCCUAUCCUCCAUCAUCAUCAUCAUGGGACUCUGCUCCACCUAUUCAAUGUUCUGGGGCCAAGGAAAUUAAACAAAAUAAUGUGGAUGUUGGCAUUCAUGGCAUUCAAUGUAGUACUUUGUAAUAAUUUGGUGCCCAUUUCCCAUGUUUAUGACUUGUGGGUGGGCUGAAAUGGUUGGUUAUGUGUAUUUUGCAAUUUGCAUGUAAGUUUAGUUUUCUGCUCUGUCUCUAUGUGUUUGUUAGAAUGGAAAUCCAGAUUUUAUAUAGGAGAGGUUCUGUUGGAUUUUUACUAUUUUGGAUUUGUGUUUGAAUUUGAAGAGUUUCGUGUUUCUAUGUAGAAUUUGAUAAUGAAUUUUAGUAGAUUGGGUUUCUGGGUUCAGUGAGAAAUUUAACUUCAU
Molecule: messenger RNA, 1482 nt
Organism: Linum tenue
Lineage: Eukaryota; Viridiplantae; Streptophyta; Magnoliopsida; Malpighiales; Linaceae
Source: the annotation of a GenBank genome assembly